Colletotrichum fioriniae is the source of this 939-nucleotide messenger RNA. The record is from RefSeq and is a predicted model, not a curated record. NCBI's taxonomy places the organism in Eukaryota, Fungi, Ascomycota, Sordariomycetes, Glomerellales, Glomerellaceae.
AUGACAUCCAAAACACCAAAAAUCCUCAUCGUCGGCGCAACCGGCCAGACGGGAAGCGCAACAAUCGCAGCCCUCGCCUCAGCUCCCAACCCGCCCCAAAUCCUAGCCCUCACCCGCUCCCCAUCCUCUCCUAAAUCACAAGCCCUCCUCAAAGUAUUCAAAGACCGCACCCCCGAAAACCCAUCCCCAAUCUUCGCCUCCCACCGAGACAUAUCCGCCCUCUACCUCGUGACCGUCCCCCCGGGAGACGAAGCGCAAGCCAUACCCCUCAUCGACGCAGCAAUCGCCCACAAGGUACCGCACAUCGUCUUCUCGAGCGUCGACCGCGGAGGUGACGAGCGCUCGUGGACGAACCCGACGCCCGUGCCGCACUUUGCGGCCAAGCACCGCGUCGAGGUGUACCUCCGCGACAAGACGCGCGGCACGCCGACGAAGUGGACAAUUUUGAGGCCGGCGGGGUUCAUGGAUAAUUACGCUGCCUCGGCGGGGGUCAUGGGCUCCGUCAUGGGUGGGCUGUGGGCGACGAUGCCGGUGGGUGCGCGGAAGAUGCAGCUUGUCAGCGCGAGGGAUAUCGGGCUCUUUGCGGCUCGGGCGCUGGUAGAAGGUCCCGGUACCAAGGCCGAGGGAGGAGGAGGAGGAGGAUGGGGUGGUAGGGCGCUGGGGCUCGCUGGUGAUGAGAUUGGUUUCGACGAGGCGGAGGAGGUGUUUAAGAGGGUUGUUGGGCAGAGGAUGCCGAGGACGUGGGGGGUUGUCGGUCGGGGUGUGAGGUGGGCUUUUGAGGAUGCCGGGAGGAGUAUGGAGUGGUUUGAGGAGGAAGGGUAUAAGGCUGAUGUUGAGAUGUUGAGGGGGAUGGAGCCAAGGUUGCAGAGUUGGGAGAUGUGGUUGAGGGAGAGUAGUGGAUGGGUGAAGGGUGAUGAGGAGGAGGAGGAGGAGGAGUAA